UCACCGCCUACCUCUCACUCGUGUUCGGAGUAUCGCUCAAGUAUAAGCUCGAGACCGAAGACGAGCAUACUUGUUGGCGCAUCCUAUUCCAGUUCUCGACUGUCUCCUUCUGUAUGCAAUAGGCAUGGCAUCUGCAGGUGACGAUCUGGACCGCUAUGCAUCUCAUUUCCCCGAAGGCAAUUGAGAUAGACUCCAACGAAUGUGAUGGGCACAAGUUCAAGGCUUACUGUCUCCGUUUCCUAUCACCGCCGAAUAAAGCUACCUGUCCCGUCCGCCGGUACUGGUUUAGCUUAUACUAUACGAUUGCUCACGUCUUCCCCAUCAUGAAUACGCUGAUCUAUUGGGGCUGUCUCGUUCCCUCUGGGCAUGGCGGUUUCAAAGCGCCAACGCUACCGUAUCACCCCCAGAAUCCGCCAUAUAACAACGAUACCGAGACAAUCAGGCACCAUCCAGACAAGGGACUCUUUGACCAAGCCCCGAUCAACAUAUUCAGUAUCAUCAACGUCUGGACUAUCACAACGGUUAUCGCAUUGGUUGAAAUCUGCUUCCUCAAUAGCAUUCGCCGACAAACCCCUAUUAUAUGUCACGCGAUCGGAGUUACGUUCUGUAGCGGUGCGUAUCUCGCCUGGUCAGGGUUCGGCAAACUAGUCACAGGACACUCGGGGCUUUUCUUCCUAGACCCUGAGAUCAUAGAAGUGCCGGAAGCCAUCAUCGCGGCGUGUAUCGCUUUUGUCGCGAUAUCUCCAGGAAUUUUCACGUACAUGUACGGAUUAAUCGCCAUGCGCGAGACAAUCACGGCGGUGCGUCACGAUUCGUCUUGCUAAGCAAGACGCUCUUCUCUUUUGGGUUAAGGAUAUGCUCCGACUGCAUAGUUCACCAGAAUUAGACGAGAUUGGUAUUAUUUUGCAUAAGUAAGAUACUCGUGUCAAGUAUGAGUAUUAUAGAUGGCUAUCAGGACCAGAGAUUAGGCGCCCUCUUGGCUUACUGGAUGUCAACCUAAAGGAAGUAGUAGAUUAACCAUACAUACCUAGCAUGACCUAUGAACCGCGUUUAAAGAAGACAGAGUUUGAUUGUGAGAAUGGAGUUCGAAUAUACCUAAGGUACC
Molecule: messenger RNA, 1105 nt
Organism: Daldinia decipiens
Lineage: Eukaryota; Fungi; Ascomycota; Sordariomycetes; Xylariales; Hypoxylaceae
Exons: 5
Coding region: 156-824 (222 amino acids)
Source: RefSeq, a predicted model, not a curated record